UUUCUUGAUACAGCGUGGUGCUGUAUCUGAGACAGACUGUCAUCCAUGUACCCCUGGAUUCUACUGUCCAGACUGGGGUCAGAGCUCUGUGGAGCUCCGCUGUCCUGAGGGCAGUUUCUGUCCGGCAGGUUCUGUAACAGGACGUCAACCCGGCCGUCAAUGUACGUCUGGUCACGCGUGUCCGUAUGGCAGCAUCCAGCCUGCCAUCUGUCUGCCUGGUACUUAUCAGCCUCUGCCAUCCCAGCCUUCCUGCAAACCAUGCCCACCAGGUUUUUACUGUUUGGAGGGUUGCACCACCCCGCUUCCCUGCCCUUUGGGCACGGCAAGUAUGAUUGAGGGGUUGCAAUCUCAGCUGGAUUGCUCUCCAUGUCCUCCCGGAUUCUACUGUAACACUAGUGCACUAAUCAGCCCCACUGGACCCUGCUCUGCAGGCCAUUUCUGUUCGUCUGGAGCCACAGAGCCUGCCCCAGUCUCUCAGAUGUAUGGAGAUAUAUGUCCAGCAGGACAUUACUGCCCCGAGCAGAGCAGUGCUCCAUUACCCUGUCCUGUCGGUUUCAUUCUCCAGUUCAAAGGAGCCACUUCUUCUAAUGACUGCUCCCCUUGCCCUCCAAGCAGAUACUGCAUUGCACCAGGCUCCUCUCAGCCCUCAGGGUUUUGCGCUCCAGGUCACUAUUGCAUCGGUAGCACAGAUACUGCCACACCUCAGGCCUCACCGUCUCAGCAGACCUGUUUUUGUGACCUCAUACAUUCAUCCCACCUCCAAAUGUACGAUCUUUGCUUUCUGAAGCACAACAUAACCUGCUCAAUUCACAUUUCAGGAGAUGCUGCUGGAGUCUGGACUGAUCUGGAUCCCAGACCUCAGUCUGAGGGUUAUUCAGAAUCACCUCUACAAAUCGCAGAAACAUGCACUGGCUUCAAAGGAGACCUGUGUCCUAAAGCUCAAUGA
Molecule: messenger RNA, 946 nt
Organism: Cyprinus carpio (common carp)
Lineage: Eukaryota; Metazoa; Chordata; Actinopteri; Cypriniformes; Cyprinidae
Exons: 7
Coding region: 329-946 (205 amino acids)
Source: RefSeq, a predicted model, not a curated record